AUGUUUGGUCGCGACUUCAAACAAUCGAUCAAUGGUGUGUUGCCGCCUUCACUCACCUCGCUCGACCUGUCAAUUAGUAUUCACAUGUAUGAUAUGGAGUUGAAUACGCUGCCGAGCAGCUUAACCGAGAUCUACUUGCCAUCAUUCUUCUCGACACGACUGGACCACACGCCCCUGCAGCGACUUCAUGUCAGAUCAUUCGUUCCUUCCGGGCCCUACCCCAACCUGCGCAAGCUCUGGAUCACAGACUACACUUCGCGAAGUAACUUUAACCCAACGCGCUACCCAUCUUUGACGGGACUGUACAUCAAAACUGGCGAGCAUGUUCAAGAUCUCUCGCCAUUCCCUAUGGUCACAUUGAAGUGCUUUAGGAUGUCGCAACCAUCUGGCCGCUUCGACAUGAUGUCCGUCAUUAACCCGAUCCCCUUUGGUAUCGAGAAGUUGGCGCUGGAUGGCUGUCAAUUCAAAUUAUCGAACGCUAAAUGUCUUCCGAACUCAAUCAGGCGACUCGAGUUGAAGGGUUGUAUGGGCAUGAGACCAGACAGCAUUCCUCAAUCGGUGACAUGGUUGAGUUUGAAUGUGGCCACACAACAUUGGUGGAGCACGGACAAAGGCAUAUUUCUGUCACUGCGACCAUCACUCAAUCACUUGACUGUGAGUGUGGACAAGAUCUUUGCCAAGAAUCGACUAUUCAAACAGCUGCCCACAUCCAUUCGAUCACUGAUCUUGGAGCUCAACAUUGGCCAUGUACUACCACUACUUAGAUUGUCCGAUCGUACAUACUUUCGAUAUCACAGUUCACCAUCAUCAUCAUCCUCAACCGAAAUCAUACCAAUCAAUUCAUUCGGAUUCAUGGAUAUCGAUGCUGUUAAUUUAUGGGUCGAUAAUUGUUUCCCGAUGCGUUAUGGAUGA
Acytostelium subglobosum LB1 is the source of this 912-nucleotide messenger RNA. RefSeq lists its product as hypothetical. The record is from RefSeq and is a predicted model, not a curated record. NCBI's taxonomy places the organism in Eukaryota, Evosea, Eumycetozoa, Acytosteliales, Acytosteliaceae. The coding region runs from base 1 to 912 and encodes 303 amino acids. The transcript has a single exon.